AUGAUUUUGAUUUCUUUUUUCUCUUUCCUCUGUGAGUCAUCCAUGAUGGCCCUUAGCAAUUUCAGCUGGAGUCUCCUCCAUCCUUCUUUUUUUCUAGUUGGUAUCCCUGGUUUAGAGGAAAGCCAGCACUGGAUUGCAUUGCCAAUGUGUACCCUUUACCUCUUUGCUCUGGUGGGCAAUGUCACCAUUCUUUUUAUCAUCUGGACUGACCCAUCCUUGCACCAGCCUAUGUACCUCUUUCUGGCUAUGCUAUCUGUCAUUGACCUGGUCCUGGCCUCCUCUACUGCACCCAAAAUGCUUUUAGUUCUCCUGGUUCAUGCCCAUGAGAUUGGGUAUACUGUCUGCCUGAUUCAAAUGUUCUUCAUCCAUGCGUUCUCUUCCAUGGAGUCAGGUGUACUUGUGGCUAUGGCUCUGGAUCGCUAUGUAGCCAUAUGUCACCCUCUGCACCAUUCCACCAUCCUGUAUCCAGGGAUCAUAGGACGCAUUGGAUUGGCAGUGCUGCUGCGAGGACUGGUCCUCCUGCUCCCCUUCCCUAUCCUAUUGGGAAGACUUAUCUUCUGUCAGGCCACCGUCAUAGGUCAUGCAUAUUGUGAACAUAUGGCUGUGAUAAAACUUGCUUGCUCAGAAACCACAGUGAAUCGAAUGUAUGGGUUGGCAGUGGCACUGCUUGUGGUUGGACUAGAUGUCCUGGCCAUUGGUAUUUCCUAUGCCCUCAUCCUCCAGGCAGUGCUGAAGGUACCAGGGCGUGAGGCCCGAUUAAAGGCCUUUAGCACAUGUGGGUCUCAUAUUUGUGUCAUUCUGGUCUUCUAUGUUCCUGGAAUAUUUUCCUUUCUCACUCACCGUUUUGGCCACCAUGUACCCCAUCACAUCCAUGUUCUUCUGGCUACACUCUACCUCCUUGUGCCCCCUGCACUCAAUCCAAUUGUCUAUGGUGUGAAGACUGCACAGAUCCGCCAGCGAGUACUCAAGGUGUUGUACAUAAAAGGGUAG
Molecule: messenger RNA, 990 nt
Organism: Artibeus jamaicensis (Jamaican fruit-eating bat)
Lineage: Eukaryota; Metazoa; Chordata; Mammalia; Chiroptera; Phyllostomidae
Product: olfactory receptor 52L1
Exons: 1
Coding region: 1-990 (329 amino acids)
Biological process (GO): G protein-coupled receptor signaling pathway
Cellular component (GO): membrane
Molecular function (GO): olfactory receptor activity; G protein-coupled receptor activity
Source: RefSeq, a predicted model, not a curated record